This is a messenger RNA of Pelobates cultripes (western spadefoot toad), 213 nucleotides long. NCBI's taxonomy places the organism in Eukaryota, Metazoa, Chordata, Amphibia, Anura, Pelobatidae. The record is from the annotation of a GenBank genome assembly.
AUGGUCAUCAAAGAAGGCAAGCAGAUUAAGGAUACUAACGUGGUGGAAUCCACCACCUUCUUGGCAGCGAUUGGCAUAGGAGAUGUCCCGCAGGAGCGGAGGGUCCAAGCCACCAACAGGGCAUGGGAUAUGGACAAUAUCACCCCUUUCAUUCCACGAUAUGGACAAGGAGCUGUGACAUUGGGGAACCACGCUAUCACAGUCUAUGCUUAA